GAAUAACGCGUCUGAAAUGCGCUUUAUUCUCUUAUUGUGCGGAUAUUUGGGUACUUUUAUCGGCAUGGGUCCGAAGAAAACGGGUUAUCGUCUGUGCAGCGGCGUUGUGUUUUAAUAAUCGGUGGAACAAGCGGUUCUUGGGGCACUUUGGAUGGCAUCUUGAGCAAGGAGGAGCCGGUGUUAGCCCCCCUGUAUGUAGCAGCCUAGAGCCUGGUGUAAGCUCAACGCGUGGACUAGGUACAAUUCGGUUACCUAUAAAACAUCCGCACAGGUUCGCUUUAAAGGCUGGGUUUAAUCUGCAGUUUGCAUCGGAGAUAGAUCGGAUUGAGAAGAAGAAAGAACCGGUUGGUCGGAGCAGCAGAGACUUGCGUCGAGGAGCGAUCACUACAAUCUGUGACAAGGCGAAGCCUCCACAUUUCACUGGAUCUAACCUUAAUAUCUCAGGAAAAUGUCAUCUCAGACCAAAUACAAGAAGGACAAGGAGAUCAUUGGGGAAUAUGAAACGCAAGUGAAAGAGAUCCGUAAUCAACUGGUGGAGCAGUUCAAGUGUCUGGAGCAGCAGUCGGAGUCUCGGAUCCAGCUGCUGCAGGACCUGCAGGAGUUUUUCCGCCGCAAAGCAGAGAUUCAGCUGGAGUACUCCCGCAGCCUGGAGAAACUAGCCGAGAGGUUCUCCUCCAAGAUCCGCUCGUCCAGGGAACACCAGCAGUUCAAAAAAGACCAGCACCUCCUCUCUUCAGUGAACUGCUGGUACAUGGUUCUGAACCAAACCCGCAGAGAAAGCAGAGACCACGCCACGCUCAACGACAUCUACAUCAACAACGUCAUCGUCCGCCUGGCGCAGGUCAGCGAGGAUGUUCUUCGCCUCUUUAAAAAGAGUAAAGAAAUUGGCAUUCAGAUGCAUGAAGAGUUGGUGAAGGUGACGAACGAGCUGUACACGGUGAUGAAGACGUAUCACAUGUACCAUACUGAAAGCAUCAGCGCCGAGAGCAAGCUGAAGGAUGCUGAAAAACAGGAGGAGAAACAGUACAGCAAAUCCGGAGACCUGAACGUCAAUCUGCUCCGGCAUGAGGAGCGCUCACAGCGUCCCAGCUCGGUCCGGAAGAUCGAAAAAAUGAAGGAGAAGAGACAAGCCAAGUACUCCGAAAACAAGCUGAAAUGCACAAAAGCUCGCAACGACUAUUUAUUGAACCUGGCAGCCACCAACGCUGUAGUGGCAAAAUACUACAUCCAUGACGUGUCGGAUAUGAUUGAUUGCUGUGACCUCGGCUACCACGCCAGCCUGGCUCGGACGCUCAGGACCUAUCUCUCGGCGGAGUAUAACCUGGAGACGUCACGUCACGAAGGACUGGACCUGAUCGAGAGUGCCGUGGACAACCUGGACUCCCGCAGUGACAAACACAAGCUCAUGGACAUGUACAACCAGGUUUUCUGUCCUCCCAUGCGCUUCGAGUAUCUGCCCCACAUGGGGGAUGAGGUACCGUUUCACAGUGGCGGAGAUAAUGUGUGCCAGGUGAGCGCGCAACAGCCGGUGCAGACAGAGCUCCUGAUGCGCUACCAUCAGCUCCAGUCACGCCUGGCCACACUGAAGAUAGAAAACGAGGAGGUGCGCAAGACUCUGGACGCCACAAUGCAGACCCUUCAGGAUAUGCUGACCGUUGAGGACUUUGAUGUAUCAGAUGCCUUCCAGCAUAGCAGAUCCACAGAAUCUAUCAAAUCUGUGGCUUCUGAAGGCUACAUGAGCAAACUGAACAUCGCCAAGAGACGCGCCAACCAGCAGGAGACUGAGCUCUUCUACUUCACAAAAUUUAAAGAGUACCUGAAUGGCAGCAACCUCAUCAUUAAACUGCAGGCCAAGCAUGACUUGCUGAAGCAGACUCUGGGGGAAGGAGAAAGAGCCGAGUGUGGAACCACCAGACCCCCAACCCUUCCCCCAAAACCACAGAAGCUACGGAAGCCCAGGCCACGUUCCGUCUAUAAUCAUAAGCUGUUUAACGGAAACAUGGAGACCUUCAUUAAGGAUUCUGGUCAACCCAUUCCUCUUGUGGUGGAGAGCUGUAUACGAUACAUCAACCUGUACGGCCUGCAGCAGCAAGGCAUAUUCCGAGUUCCCGGCUCUCAGGUGGAGGUUAACGAUAUAAAAAAUUCAUUCGAAAGAGGUGAAGACCCUCUUAUCGAUGAUCAGAGUGAUCAUGACAUAAACUCGGUAGCUGGGGUGCUGAAGCUCUACUUCAGAGGUCUGGAGAACCCGCUCUUCCCUAAGGAGUGCUUCCUCGACUUUAUCUCCACCAUCAAGCUCGAGUCGUCUGCCGAACGAGUCCAUCACCUUCAGCAGAUCAUAGUGACCCUUCCUCGUACCAUCAUCAUUGUUAUGAGAUACCUGUUUGCCUUCCUCAAUCAUCUCUCACAGUACAGUGAUGAAAAUAUGAUGGAUUCCUACAACCUGGCCAUCUGCUUCGGUCCCACUCUCAUGCCUAUCCCGGACAGUCAGGACCCCGUGGCUUGCCAGGCCCACGUCAACGAAGUCAUCAAGACCAUCAUCACGCACAGUGAGGUCAUCUUCCCGAGCCACCGUGAGCUGGAGGGGCCUGUCUAUGAGAAGUGCAUGACUGGAGGAGAAGAGUAUUGUGACAGCCCCCACAGUGAACCAGGCACCAUUGAUGAAGCGGACAACGGAACUGAGCCACACACUAGUGAUGAUGAGGUGGAGCAGAUUGAGGCCAUUGCUAAGUUCGACUACAGUGGGCGCACCCCACGGGAACUCUCUUUUAAGAAGGGGGCGUCUCUGCUGCUUUACCACCGAGCUUCAGAGGACUGGUGGGAGGGCAGACACAAUGGCGUGGAUGGACUUAUCCCACACCAGUACAUCGUAGUGCAAGACCUUGAUGACGCUUUUUCUGACAAUCUGAGUCAGAAGGCAGACAGUGAGGCGAGCAGUGGUCCCCUGCUAGAUGACAAAGCAUCAUCCAAAAACGACCUUCACUCACCAUGUGAGCCGAUCCAUGAGUACAACUUCAAUGCAGCGAUGGGCAGGGUGCGCCUGCGAUCAGACGGCGCCGCUAUCCCGCGUCGGCGCAGUGCCGCAGAGAGCCACAGUCCUCCCCGUAGCUCUGACACACCUCCUCGAGCAGCGGCGUGUCCCAGCAGCCCCCACAAAGCCUUGAUCAGCAGCAGGGGCCGCGUGGAGAGUCCCGAUAAGAGGCGACUGGGCACGUUCGGCAGCGCUGGCACCAUCAACUACCCUGAAAGAAAAAUGUUCCCUGACGGCCACCCGUUGAGACCGGUCACUGGAACGCGCCACAGUAGCCUGGGAGACCACAAGAGCCUGGAGGCUGAAGCUUUGGCUGAGGACAUAGAGAAGACUAUGAACACGGCUCUGCACGAGCUGCGAGAGCUGGAACGCCAGAAUACAGCGAAACAAGCCCCAGACGUAGUGCUGGACACACUGGAACCUCUAAAGAACUCAGCUAACUCCGAGCCAGCCAGCCCAUCACACACCAUCGCCAUCCGCGACCCGGAGGCAGUUCUGCGUCGUGGUAGCGGCUCCUCUUCCAACUCAUCCGAGACCGUCAUGAUGAGCACCUUCAAACCGGUGCUGUGUGCCAGGCUGCCAAGUACCCAGCUGCGACCUCCGACCAUGCGACCAGUGCGCCCGGCACCCUCUCAGCACCCACAGCGCUCCAGCAGCUCUGGUUCAUCUGGGAUAGGCAGCCCCGCCAUCACCCCUACUGACAAGAGCUUUCCCAGCAGCCCCUCCUCCAACUCGGCCGACAAACACGGAGGCAGCAUGUAGCUGCGCCAGGGUUGCGGAUACAGGGUCAGCUCCGUGCCCUGAGGAGUGUACAUAGUUACAA
Messenger RNA from Trichomycterus rosablanca, 3851 nucleotides. RefSeq names its product SLIT-ROBO Rho GTPase activating protein 3 (gene srgap3). NCBI's taxonomy places the organism in Eukaryota, Metazoa, Chordata, Actinopteri, Siluriformes, Trichomycteridae. The record is from RefSeq and is a predicted model, not a curated record. The transcript is spliced from 23 exons. Gene Ontology annotation, cellular component: cytoplasm. The coding region runs from base 449 to 3790 and encodes 1113 amino acids. Gene Ontology annotation, biological process: negative regulation of cell migration; signal transduction. Gene Ontology annotation, molecular function: protein binding.